CACGUGGCUUCUUGAUGACAACUUAGAAAGUGGCUGUAGGAGCAAUAGAGCGGCUAUGAAGAGGCCUAACAUUUUACUCACAGGGACACCUGGUGUUGGGAAAACUACACUAGCCAAAGAGAUAGCUCUGAGAACAGAUUUAACAUACAUUAAUGUGGGGGAUAUGGCUAAAGAAGGGGAACUGUAUGAAGGUUUUGAUGAAGAAUAUGAAUGCCCAAUAUUAGAUGAAGACAGAGUUAUUGAUGAAAUGGAAGAUAAGAUGAAAGAUGGAGGUGUCAUAGUUGAUUAUCACAGCUGUGACUUCUUUCCUGAACGCUGGUUUAACAUAGUAUUUGUGCUUCGCACGGAAAACUCAUUUUUGUACAACAGAUUGGAAAACAGAGGUUACAAAGGAAAAAAACUUCAAGACAAUAUUCAGUGUGAAAUUUUUCAGACAAUUUAUGAAGAAGCCAUGUCAUCCUAUAAAGAAGAAAUUGUACAUCAGUUGCCUAGUAAUACUCCAGAAGAUAUGGAGCAGAAUUUAGAUCAAAUUCUACAGUGGAUUGAACAGUGGAUAAAAGACAAUAACUGAUUUUUGAAAAAUCAUAUUUACAGUGAUAAAUAGAAGUUGUGUUUUCAUUCAUUGAAGAAACAAUAAUUUCUUCAUGCAAGGUGAAAAUUAACAAGGCCACUGAAUUUUCUAUUUUAUGCUGUGUUCUUUAGAGUCUAUGAAAGCAGGUGUCAGACAUUAAGAGGUUAAGAUUUAAAAAUCUGAACUCGAGUAUCCAAAAUUCAAUAAUAAAAAUAUUUGAAAAGAUGAAAAAUAAGAGUUCCCUAGUUAAUAUGGCUGCCAAAACCUUAUUCCUGUACAAAGUUUUAUUAUGCAGUGGCUCUUCUGUGAUUCAUUUCUAAAUAUGGGACCAUGUAAUUUAAUAUAUUAACAUAAUUUUAGUUAUUAAUUUAUUAGCAUGCUGUAAAUAUGCAGGAAAAUUUGUAUCUUAUGUUUCGUUAUUUAUAUGAUUUGCUGUUUAAUUAAACUAUUUUUUGCUCAGCUUUUGUUCAGUUUAAAAGGCAUCCUCAACCCCAGAUUCAUGAAGUCAUCCCUCUCUGAAUAAAUGCUGAUGGCAUUUUAAGUAGAUAGUAAAUAGGUUACAUGUGGCCAUAACUGCAGUGAUCCAAGAAGUGUCUGAUGCUAUUGCUUGCAUCAUAUUUUUCUAUUCUCUGCGCUAGAAAUGUUCAUAAUAAAUAUUACCAGAAUUUAUUAUCCUAAAUUUUUCUAAAUAAAAAUGAAUUUAUAGUGAAAAGACAAGAACAGUGAUUGGUGGGAAAGUACAUUUUGUCAUGUAAAAAAUGCCUAUAUAAGAUAUAUAAAGUAUAUACAUUUUUCUUAGCAGCUCCCAAAUUUGAUAUUAAAUGUAUCAAUAAAUUACGAUUUUAGUCCUAAUCAUAUAUCAUUGGAUUCCAUCCAGAGUAUGAGAAGAAACUAAAGUUCUCAGACAAAGUUAUAUUUAGUUAAACAUUAAAUAUUUUUAGAUUGCAACUGAACUGAUUGAAAAUAGACACUUCUGUUAGAUGUUGUGUUCACGCUAUCUGAAAAGCAGAUGCUUGGCCAAUUGCAAGAUGUAACGUAUCUUAUGUAUAUUAAGCAUAGUGAUUCUUGGAACCUUGUCUUUGACUAUUAAAUAUUAGUGAAUAAUGUUUUGAACAGUCAACAAUUUAGAUAAUGCAACUUUUGUUAUUUGGUACUGUAUUAUAUAGAUUAUUUGCAAAAUAAUUAUUACAUUCUUUAAUAUUACAUUUUUCUGUAUGUAAGAACAAAGAUUUAAAUGUUU
This is a messenger RNA of Thamnophis sirtalis, 1811 nucleotides long. RefSeq names its product adenylate kinase 6 (gene AK6). Gene Ontology annotation, cellular component: nucleus; cytoplasm. Gene Ontology annotation, molecular function: ATP hydrolysis activity; ATP binding; AMP kinase activity. NCBI's taxonomy places the organism in Eukaryota, Metazoa, Chordata, Lepidosauria, Squamata, Natricidae. The record is from RefSeq and is a predicted model, not a curated record.